AUGGCAAAUAUCAACCAUGAGAUGAUUUACCGAGAUCAUCGACUAAAAACAUUUGAAGAUCCAAUAAAAAUUGGCAACAAAUCAUUGGCAUGGGAUGAAUUCAGUGAUGUUGAAAAUUUUGAUCGAUUAAUCGAUUCAGGUUUUUAUUAUAAUCCUACACCAAGAAGUAAAACUCGAAUCACUUGUGCAUAUUGUGGGAAUUCUGAAAUAAUAAAAUCUAAUAAGGAUGUUGAAAAUAUAAAUACUAAACAUUUACGACGGAAUUCUUCUUGUCCCAUGAGUUUAAUUGCCAAUAUCGAUGAUAUAAUAACUAGUUUCAAUCAAAAUCGUGAUGAAUUGAAAAAUUUUUGGACAGAUCAUGAAAAAUUCAAUGACCCUUUCCAAUCUAAAACCAUUGAAUUUAGGAAACAAUUUUAUGUGAAUUAUCCAUUAGAUAAGAUAGAUUCAAUCCCAAAUUCCAAUUCCCUUUCCCAUGCAGGGUUCAUAUACUCACCAAGAUCAAUUGAAGAUGACCGUGUGCGAUGUAUGUAUUGUCAGUGUGCAUUAGAUUAUUGGGAAGAAGAUGACGAUCCUAUUCAGGAACAUAUACGAAAUGAGUCCACUUAUUGUUAUUUUCUUGAUUUAUAUAAUAAUGAACAAGAUGGAGACAAAGAUAGUUUAGAAUUGGAAAACCCAAUAACAAAGAGCAUAAAUGACAUUGAUCAUGAGGAGGGGAAUAUUGAUAACAAAAUUGAUAAUAAUAAUGAUUAUAAUAAUAAUGAUAAUGAUGAUGACGAGGAAAUUAUCGAACUAGCGAGCUUUCAUGCUUCUGAAAAUGACAAUGACAACAAAACCAAAGAUGAUGUAAUCAGUAUAUCUGAUGAUUCCACCACUAGUCUACCCCAGGAAAUCACUAAUAAACACAAACAUGACACUUCUGUUAAUAAGAUGAAUGAUAGUUUUUCCACCCCAGUCAAAGAUAUAUCCCAAGAUUUAUCAAUAAUAGAACAAGAUGAACGACCGACGUAUAGAAGAUCGAAAAGAAUUAAAAGAUUAUAUGGAGAAAAGGAUAGAAAUGUUGAUUAUUGGGAUAAAUUACCCGAUGAAGAUUUAUUACAAGAAUUUAUUGAAGUAUCACAAAAAUCAAGUCAACACAAUAAUUCCAAAAGGAAAUCUUCAAUUAUUAACAAAAACCUAAUAGAAAAUUCAUUAUUAUAUAAUGAAUCAACAGAUGAUAAUGGGAUUGAUGAUAUAGGGGAUAUAAAAAUUCACAAUGAUAGUGAUAUUGAAGAAGUAAUUGAUAAUGAUGAAAUACCGAUGGAUGAAAUUGAAAUUGAAAUGGAAGAUGUAUAUGUAGAGGAAAAUAAAUCGAAUGAUUUGUCACAACAAAAACAACAAGCAAAAGACACGACGGCUAAUGGCAAGGGGGAGUACCAGUUACAAUCAGACAAUGUCCUGGAUAAGGAUAAAUCAACAGAACCAAGAUCACAGAAACAAUUAAGUUUUGCAAAUGGGGAUGACAAUGAGGAUAAAGAUUUAGAUAUAGAAAAAGGAGAACAGGCGAAGGUGGAUUUACUGAAAGAUAUAAAUGGAUUUAGUCCAGUUAUUCAAGAAGAUUCAGAUUCCAAUUCUGAUUCAAAUUCCAAUUCAGACGGAACAGAUAACAAAAACAGAGAAGAUGUAAAUUCGAAUUCAGAGAAAGAAGAAUUUGAUUUAGAAGAUUCAGACGACGAAUCAGAAUAUCACAGUGAUGAAAAUAGUGAAUCGUAUGCAGACUCAUCAGAUGAACUGUUUAAAAUAUCUGGAAAUUUUGAUGAUACCACUCAAGAACUAGAGAACCCAAAAACGAAACAAAGAAAAUCAACUUCUAAAACGCCAGCAAAAGAGACAGAAACUUCCAAACAAAAUAAUUCCAAAGCCAAAGUCAAAGGCAAAGACAUAUCUAAAUCCGAACCCAAAAAACCCAAACGUGUUGUUAUCAGUAAGAAAGAAAAGUCUACAACACCUUUAGAAAAUUUAUUUGAUAACACAGACGACAAUUUAGAAUAUGACGAAAAACAUAUAGAAAAGAUUGAAAAUGAGCCAUCAACUCAUUUACUUGAACCCAAAAAAUUGAAAAAGAAGAAUACUAUUUCAAAGAAAACAAAAUCAAAAACUUCCGAACAAAAGCAAAUUGAAACCAAACAACUUGAACCAACGAAAAGAAAAUUUGAAGAACCUAAUACAUCUCCAAUUAGAUUUUUAGAUUCUUUGAAGAAUUUACAGAGGAAACGAAAGAAACUUUUUAAACCAAACAUUCUUGAUAUGUCAUUUGAAACAGCAGAAGUUUUAAGCAGUCCAAAUAAGUUUUUAUCAUCGAAAAAUGAAACAGGCGUGAAUGUUAAGGAUGAUUCAUCUCCCGAAAAAACUCAUAAACAAAAUAACGUGACAAUUGAGGAGAAAGUCGUAGAUGAGAAAGUGAAAAUAGAUAAGGAAGAUACUCCCACUGGUACCAAAAUCAACAGUUUAUCGAAAACAAAAAAUCUUAAGAACUCAAAUACGGUAAUCGACCUAAAUGAUAACGAUAUGGUUGUAGAUCCCGAUGAAGAAUUAGUACCUGGUAUCACUAAGUCAUCGGGUUUACCAAAUUCUAAUGUUCCAACCACAGACGCUAAUAAUUCUACCAAAGAAGAAUCUUCAAUUUUGAAAGAUUUAGAUUCCUUUGUAUCCUUUGAGAAAUCUCCAAAACCAAAGAUUGCUGAAAUUCAAGCUACUAGUACAUCUAACAACUCAAGAAUUAGUUUUGUAGUUGAAUCUGAAUCAAGUGAUAAUGACAGUUACUCAAAUUAUAUACAAGAUAUCAAACAGAUUGAUGACGAGAUUCUGAAAGUGAUGUUAGAAGAUAGUGAACUGCAUUCCUUAACCAAGGUUGAUACAAAUGAAAAAGAAGAGUCAAUUAUGAAUGACAGCAACUAUGAAGAUUCAGAGAAGAAGUCAAUUAAGGAACAAGAUCCGGACGGCAUGGAUAUUGAUGCUUCUGAUUUAUUGGUUGAAGAAGAAGAAGAAGCAGAGGAAGAAUUAAUUAUUGAUUCAACAGAAGAACUACAAUCCAACCAAAAGGCAUCUCCAAUAAGAAAUAGCUCUGAAAUGACUGCAGGCAAUGAUCGAUCACUAGAAGAAAUUACAGGUCCAAAUGAUUCCCCACCAAAAGUAAAGAAUACUGAUACAUAUUAUUCACCAGAUAAUACUAAAGAAUUACCAAGCAAAAGUCUAACGAAGGCAUCAGAACUGGAUAUAACAAAGAAUCAAGAAAUAACCAAAGAAUUUAAGGAAACCAAAGUUGAAAGUUCUGCUAUAACAAAGAAACAUUCCUUAGAGAUUGACGAGAAACAUUAUCCGGAUGUUCUUGGGAUUGGUGGUCUUGCUACAUCACCAUUGGGCAUGAAUUCUUCAUUAACAGAAAUCCACAGAUUAAAUAAUAAUAAUAACAGUAGUAAUGAAAAUGACAACGAUAAUGGUGGUGUGGAGGAAGAAGAAGAAGAAGAAAAGAAAAAAUUGCAACCAUCACUAAAAUGGCAACUGCGUUCAAUGUCACAAUUUAUUGAACAAACAAAAUUCCUUGAAAGUAGUGCAAAUGAGUUGAAAGACUUGGCAUGUUCUGAAUAUGAUUUGCAUGAUGAUGUGACAGGAGAUCUUACUAAAUUUAUUGCUGAAAUGCCUGAAGAAGAAGAAGAAAUGACUAUUAAACAAUGGAUUGAACAUUGUGCUGCUAAUUGUAAAGAUAUUGUUACUCAGUCAUGUACAGAAAUUAAUGAUUUUAUUCUUGAAGAAUAUGAUCGUGCAAUUAAAAUGAUAGAAGAGAUGCCCACAGAAGAUUAA
Molecule: messenger RNA, 3837 nt
Organism: Candida albicans SC5314
Lineage: Eukaryota; Fungi; Ascomycota; Pichiomycetes; Serinales; Debaryomycetaceae
Exons: 1
Coding region: 1-3837 (1278 amino acids)
Biological process (GO): regulation of cell cycle
Cellular component (GO): nucleus; cytoplasm; spindle microtubule
Source: RefSeq, a predicted model, not a curated record